CAUUCUAAUUCGAGUUUACCUUAGACGCAGGUCGCCUGCGCAAACAAUAUGACGGCAACAUUUUUAAAGAUACCAAUAAUUUUCCUCUUAUAUUUACUUGGAGCGCAUGGACAAGAAGUUAAAGACAGGUACUAUCCACGCUACCACCUAGCACCUCCUAUCGGGUGGAUGAACGAUCCCAACGGAUUUUGUGUGUACAACAACGAAUACCAUCUCUUCUACCAGCACAACCCCAACAGCAGCCUGACGUCGACGCUCGUGCACUGGGGCCACGCCAAGAGCCCCGACCUCGUCAGUUGGGAACACCUCCCCAUCGCCAUGUACCCUGACCAGUCGUACGAUGCAGGUGGAGUUUUUUCUGGAAGUGCGCUUGUUGAAAAUGAUACUAUGCACAUUUACUACACUGGAAAUGUAAUCUUAGAAGGACAAACCCCUGACCAUACCAAUCGCCAAGCUUAUGCCAUAAGCACAGAUGGAGUAACUUUUACUAAAUACGCUGGUAACCCGAUAAUUCCCGGUGACGACCGUCAGCCAAAUUUCCGCGAUCCCAAAGUUUGGAAACACGAAGAUACGUACUACAUGGUCUUGGGAAAUUCCUACAAUAACGACAGCUUAGGUCGCAUUCUCCUGUACUCAUCUACCGACAAGGUAAAUUGGAUCGAAGUAUCCAUUCUCGAUCAAUCUAACGGCUCCCUUGGUUAUAUGUGGGAAUGUCCUGAUUUCUUCGAGCUCGACGGGAAAUAUGUGCUUCUGUUUUCACCUCAAGGCGUUGCAGCCCAGGGGGAUAAAUACAAAAACUUGUACCAAACGGGUUAUAUACUUGGGGAUUUUGAUUACUCGACUCUUAAAUUUACUCCAACAUCCGAAUUUAAGGAGCUCGAUCACGGUCACGAUGUGUACGCAACUCAGACUUUGCUGGACAACCGUGGUCGUAGAAUUGUAAUUGCUUGGUUUGACAUGUGGGACCAGAAUUACCCGGAACGGUACGAUGGAUUUACUGGAAUCAUGACCUUACCUAGGGAAUUGAAGCUUUCCUCUGAUGGGACUAUUAUACAGAAACCAGUAGAAGAAAUGUCUAGAGCAGAAGGGCGCAAUUUGAUACCUGGCAGAGGCCGCAGAGGAAGCUCGAGAACUUAUACUCUACGAAACAAGGCCGGAGAAAUUAAGGUUCGUGCUGAUGCGUCCAAUAACCUUAAAUUGUACAUCGAGUCGGGUUCUGUUCGCGUGACUCUUUCAUAUGAUGCAACCAAUGGGCAGGUGACGCUCGACCGCGGGGGCACCGACGGUGUUCGUCGUACGGAAUGGAAACCUUCAGGGCAGCUGAAAUGGAGAAUCUUUGUGGAUGCGAGCUCUAUUGAGCUGUUUUGUGGAGAAGGUGAGGUCACUUUCUCGAGCCGAUUCUUCCCUGACGGUCCUAUCACAGUUCGCUUGGGACAGCUGUCUAGGGCUGAGCAUGUCAGCGUCCACGAGAUAGUGCGCACUGUUCCUCACGGUGGCCAAGAUCACGAGAGAUGGCAUGUGUGUGUCGGCGGCUAAUGUGUAUUUUGUGUGCAAAUAUCGCUGGUGUAUUUAUAAAUAUGAAACCGUACCCAAAGAAAUGUAGCAACUUCUUAUUUAUAUAGUAAAAGUAUUAUGAUAGAUUAGAUACUACAUACUAGUAGAUAUAGUUAUUAAUAUUUCUGUUUGAAAUAAACAAAUUUUAAACUUAAAUUAUUCAGUUGAUUAGCGAUAAAUAAAUAAACAAAUCAA
This is a messenger RNA of Leguminivora glycinivorella, 1749 nucleotides long. RefSeq names its product sucrose-6-phosphate hydrolase-like. NCBI's taxonomy places the organism in Eukaryota, Metazoa, Arthropoda, Insecta, Lepidoptera, Tortricidae. Gene Ontology annotation, biological process: carbohydrate metabolic process. The record is from RefSeq and is a predicted model, not a curated record. The transcript has a single exon. Bases 49 to 1536 code for a protein of 495 amino acids. Gene Ontology annotation, molecular function: beta-fructofuranosidase activity. Gene Ontology annotation, cellular component: cytoplasm.